Molecule: messenger RNA, 1690 nt
Organism: Paramecium octaurelia
Lineage: Eukaryota; Ciliophora; Oligohymenophorea; Peniculida; Parameciidae
Source: the annotation of a GenBank genome assembly
AUGAGAAUAAUUUUAUAUCUAAUAUUCUAUUGUUCCUUAUGCUUUGCCUAAGAGGCAUAAUAAUUCAAUUCAUCAAAUUUGAAUUUGACUAAUUUAUAAUGGUACCCUCUGAGGAUUUAUUUUCAAAUCACAAAGCAAAUAGAAUAAAAUUAUAAAUUGGUUGAAUUGUUAAAACAAGUAUCUAUCUAUUUCUAAAAAACUCUGCUUGUAAGAAGGAGCUAAGAAGAAAUUGAUGUGUAAUAAAUCGCUUAUAAAAUGGCAUUAGAUUAAUUAGAUGAGGAAGUCUUCAUGGAAUAAAAUAAUGAAUUUGAUACUGUAAAAUAUCAAUUUUGAUUAUAAGGUUAUUUUUGUAGGUGUUAAGAAUAUGACAGAUUAUAAAGCUAAGUGUGACUCUAUCAAUUUUGACUCAAUCACUAAAAGGCCAAAUGUUUGCUAACUGUAUUUCAAGGAUGGACUAUAAUUUGGGACUACAAAUUUCAAUCAUUAAAAAAUGCUUAAGACUAUAAUACAUGAAACUAUUCAUUGUUUAGGACUUGAUAAAAAUGUAUAUUAACUAUUCUAUAAUUCUUCUUCUGGAGAAUUUUAUAAAAAUUUAAUGCCAAGUAAUAAAACUACAGAACUUCUACAAUUAAAUAGAUCAAGAGAAUAUUUAAAAUUUUACUUUGGUUGUGGAGAUAUUUAGGGAAUUGAAAUGGAGAAUUAAGGAUAAGAGGCAACUGCUUGGAAGCACUUUGAAUAAUAAAUAUUUUUGAACGAUAUAAUGUAAGGAACCCAUUUUGAUGAUAUUAUGAUAUCAAAAUUGACCUUAAUGUUUUUGUAAGAUACAGGGUUCUAUUAGCUAGCUGAACACAAAGCUGAUUAAAUCUAUUAUGGAAAAAAUAGAGGAUGUGAUUUUAUAAAAAAGAGAUGUGAUGAUCAUUAAUUUACUGAAUUUUGCUAGAUUGAAAAUCAAAAAGGUUGUUCAUUUACAAAUUCUGGGGUUGGCUCUUGUUAAAAGAGUAAACUAAGUGGAGAAUGCAAAUUUUUUUAAGUAUUUGAAGAUUAUAACUGUAAAGAUCCUAGUUAGAUGAAACUGGAAUAAAAAAUAAUAUAACAUUUUGGUUAUGAUAGCAUUUGUGUUUAGGGUUCUCUAUCUAAUUAAAAAAUGUUUUCUAGUUUCAGUUGUUAAAAAUUUCAUUGUGAUGUAGAUGAUAAUAUGAUUUUGACCGUUGGGAAGUUAAGUGUAAAUUGUUCAUUAUUUGAUAAAUUAUAAGGUGAUGCUUAUUAUGGAAACAUAACAUGUCCCUCAAAUUCUAAAAUAAUUUGCUAGAAUGAUAAUUAUUGUCCUAAUCAUUGUAAUGAGAAGGGUGUGUGUGUCAAUAAGGAAGUAUUAGCAUUCUCAUUAUCUAAAGUGUAUCUGCACGCAUGGUUAUUCUGGUAAAGAUUGCAGUAUAAAUUGCAACGGAUAUCGUUACAAAGAUUAGUGCCUUGAGAAAUGCCCUUAAAAUUUAUACACUUAUGAGUAAAUUAAGUAUUGUGUUGGCUGUCCAGGAGUAUGUUAUUUUUUUAUUGUUAGAAUUGUAAAGAAUGUAGUUCUUUUAAUAACUGCACAUUGUGUGAUGAUAAUUAUAAACUAGUAUCAGGCUUUUGUGAUUUUACUUAUAGUAGUAUCCUUACGCUAGUGAUUUUGUAUUUGUUUUUACUUUAAUGA